AUGCCGAGCAUUUUGAUACAUUUCAUCAAAACGAAUGAAAAAGUCGUGAAUUGCUUGUAUCGAAACCCUGGUGCACUUUUUAGGCUGGUUUUCUUUCCCUGGUCAGGAGGUGGUUCCACUUUUUUUGCCAAAUGGGGCCAAGAGAUUUCUGACUUGGUGGAAGUGCACUCCAUAAGGUUGGCUGGGAGAGAAAACUGAUUGGAAGAACCUUUCCCAAGAGACAUCUAUCAGAUCGUUGAUGAAGUUGUCCACGCGCUGCUGCCCAUCAUCCGGGGGGGGGGGAAUUUCCCCUUUUUUGGCCACAGUAUGGGAUGCUAUAUUGCUUUUUUGACUGCACUACACCUGAAAGAAAAAUAUAUGCUAGAACCAGUGCAUUUAUUUAUGUCAAGUUCAUCUGCUCCUCAUUCAAGGACCCGGAGUCGCCUUUCCAAAGAUGCACAGUUGACUGAUGAACAAAUUAUCUGUGGCCUAAGGGAAACUGGAGGCAUUCCCAAGGAGUUAAUUGCUGACAAGGAAUUUUUAACAAAACAUAUUCCCAAAGUCAUCUCAGACAUGCGCCUUAUUAGUGAUUACAUAGUUGAACUGGGUGCCCAGGUGCCAUUCUGCUGCCAGUGGCAUUGUUUUACAAGACAGAUGAUCCUGGAAAAUAGCCUGGACCGCAGUGACUGUCAGACAAACACUGAAAGUUUUGACCUACCUCCUAAAGCUCUUCUUUCUUGUGACUUAACAUGCUUUAUUGGCUCUGAAGAUGUGAUAACUGAUGCAGAAGCCUGGAAAGAUGUGACCAGUGGAAGCUUUGAUAUUCAUGUGCUUCCAGGAGACCACUUUUAUAUUCUGGAACCUUCCAAUGAGGACUUCAUCAAGAAUUACAUAACUAAGACUCUAGAACUAUCAAUGUGGUCUUAAAGCAGUCCAAGUUGAUUAUCUGAUACUCUUCUUAGGUUUGUAGAAGUAGCUCAUGGGUUUUAUUCAGGACUGGAAAAAUGAUAUGUUUUUGCUCCUGCCAGGGUGACCUGUUAUCCACAAAUUUAUUUCCCUGCAGAGAAUUUAAGUAUCUGGGGGACCAAAGAAUGCUUCUGGGGGGGUCUUUCUUCUUCCUAUUAGAAUCUCAUCUAUGGAAAGUUUGUCUAGGAAAUUCCUGCUUGGUCAGUGAUCCAUUCCUUCCCUUCACUUAUUUUAACAGUGAACAUAAUGGACAGAGGAAGGGCUGGAAAUGAAAUGAUUAUUUCAUUAACACGCUGUGGCUCAAAGCCGGACUUCAUCUUUUGAAAUACAGGGGCAUCCCAUUUCAUGAAAAAAUGUAACCUACUGUUUUGUUAAAAUAAAACAGUCCCCCAGUCCCCAGCAAUCAUUCGCUGCCUGUCCUGGCACGUCCCCAGCAUGCCCACAGCCUUGGUUCUCUUCUGAGUGGUUCCUCCAACCUGGACGGCCUGUUGGCCCUGUGUGAUCCUGCUGCCACUCUGGCAAUGACCCACUGGGACCCAGGGUAAGCCUCCCAUGGACAACCACCUAGGAUCCAGUCCUUAGCCUACAGAAGGGGCAAGCAAAAAUGCCAUGCCCCAUAGGCUGCCUCCACCUAGCAUGGCGACAAUCUAAACUAGACGUAAGGAGAGAGCACAAGAGUUGGGGACAGACAGCAAUGAAAAGGGGGAAAAAAACAGAAAGAGGGAAAAUCAGCUGAGGCAGAGUAACAGCAGGACACUACGAGUGGGAUCCACAGAUGCCUAAUGUCCAGAAUGAAGAGGUGCCACAUCCCUGGAGCUGGUGGACCCUGUGAUCUCUGGCAAUUCCCAAUCCCUCUUUAUCUCUUGGAACCUGGCUGUUGAAUCUGUAUCUUGAUUUUUUUCUCUCCCAUGGAUCUUCAUAAUAAACUCUUCUACUUGAUGCAA
This is a messenger RNA of Sus scrofa (pig), 1889 nucleotides long. Lineage: Eukaryota; Metazoa; Chordata; Mammalia; Artiodactyla; Suidae. The record is from RefSeq and is a predicted model, not a curated record.